Strongyloides ratti is the source of this 921-nucleotide messenger RNA. Its product is annotated as CAP domain-containing protein. NCBI's taxonomy places the organism in Eukaryota, Metazoa, Nematoda, Chromadorea, Rhabditida, Strongyloididae. Bases 1 to 921 code for a protein of 306 amino acids. The transcript has 2 exons. The record is from RefSeq and is a predicted model, not a curated record.
AUGAAUUUAAUAUUUUAUUAUUGUCUUUUAAUUUAUUUUGUUAUACGAGCUUAUGAUAAUGUUUAUCUAGUUAUUCCUUAUGAAGAAUUUAAAGGACCAAGAUUAAGUAGUUAUUUAUACAAUAGUUUAAUGUAUAAUGAAAUGAAAGAUUUGAUGAGACAAGUUAUAUAUGAAUUCAGAAAUAUGCCAAUAAAUUUUUUGUUAUUAAGAAAAAUGGCUAUACAUUUUGAGAAUAAAAUUAUAGAUACUCACAAAGAUAAGAAACUUAUUAGAGUUUCUUUAGGCAGUAAAAUAAAAUAUUUUACUCUUCCAGCUACUGAAAUCCCAGUAAAAUUGCAUCCAUUUGGAAAUAAAAGAAUGUUUGAAUGUAAUAAAAACUUCUUUCCACUAUUUAAAUAUGCUUCUAUAUGUGCUACUACGACAAUGAAACAUUCUAAGAUAACAACACAAUAUAAGCUUUUAGGAAAAGAUCAUUUUAGUGCUGGUAUAUGGAAUAGUGUUUGGAUGAAUUGUAAUUACAAAUGCUUUUCACAAUUUAAAUUUGAUGUAUUGAAAUUAAGAUAUUUAAGAGAAUUAAGCGCACUAAGAAAAAGGUAUGGUGGUGGACUUCUUGCACAAAGUCAAGAUCUUGAAAGAAUAGCUCUUAAACGUAUAAAAGAAAAUCAAAAACUAAAAAGCGUAUCAUAUAACGUCAUUUAUACUAAAAAUUUGCAUGAAGUUUCUACUAUUGUCAAUUCACCAUUUGCUAGUGUAGUUAUAAAUAAUCUCUAUAAUGAUUAUUUAAAAGUAAAAGGCAAAUAUCAUUUAGAAAAACCAGAGACAAAACAAUUUAGAUUUUUGUUAUCUCCUACAACAAAAAGUAUUGGCAUUGGAAUUUCUCAUUUAUCAAAUUAUUUAUAUAUUACAUUCAUAUUCAAUUAA